ACCAUUCCCGAGACCUUGUGGUCUCUUCUGGGCCAUGGAAGGCAGUGACACCCCUGAGUCCUCCUGACUGGCAGCUCCGAAUACUGGCGGUCGCGCGUCAGUGCUGAAAAGCCCCUCCGUGCCUGCACAUUAGCUCGUGAAUUGGAAUGCCUGCCGAUGGUCUUCAUCAGGGGUGAUUCCUAAUGAAAAAAUACGAAAUAUUGGAAUCUCAGCUCACAUUGAUUCUGGGAAAACAACAUUAACAGAACGAGUCCUUUACUACACUGGCAGAAUUGCACAGAUGCAUGAGGUGAAAGGUAAAGAUGGAGUUGGUGCUGUCAUGGAUUCCAUGGAACUAGAGAGACAAAGAGGAAUCACUAUUCAGUCAGCGGCCACUUACACCAUGUGGAAAGAUGUCAAUAUUAACAUUAUAGAUACUCCUGGGCAUGUGGACUUCACAAUAGAAGUUGAAAGGGCCCUGAGAGUGUUGGAUGGUGCAGUCCUUGUUCUCUGUGCUGUUGGAGGGGUACAGUGCCAGACCAUGACUGUCAAUCGUCAGAUGAAACGCUACAACGUUCCAUUUCUAACUUUUAUUAACAAAUUGGACCGACUGGGCUCCAACCCAGCCAGGGCCCUGCAGCAAAUGAGGUCUAAACUAAAUCAUAAUGCAGCGUUUAUGCAGAUACCCAUUGGUUUGGAGGGUAAUUUUAAAGGUAUUAUAGAUCUUAUUGAGGAACGAGCCAUCUAUUUUGAUGGAGACUUUGGGCACUUCCUGAGGGAUUUCCUUCCUCUGCUAUGGAAUUGGGAUUGCAGGUCUGGCAGUCAGAUUGUUCGAUAUGGUGAGAUUCCAGCUGAAUUAAGGGCGGCGGCCACUGACCACCGGCAGGAGCUAAUUGAAUGUGUUGUCAAUUCAGAUGAACAGCUUGGUGAGAUGUUUCUGGAGGAAAAAAUCCCCUCGAUUUCUGAUUUAAAGAUAGCAAUUCGAAGAGCUACUCUGAAAAGAUCAUUUACUCCUGUAUUUUUGGGAAGCGCCCUGAAGAACAAAGGAGUUCAGCCUCUUUUAGAUGCUGUUUUAGAAUACCUCCCAAAUCCAUCUGAAGUCCAGAACUAUGCUAUUCUCAAUCAGGAGGAUGACUCAAAAGAGAAAACCAAAAUCCUAAUGAACUCCAGUAGAGACAAUUCCCACCCGUUUGUAGGCCUGGCUUUUAAACUGGAGGUAGGUCGAUUUGGACAAUUAACUUACGUUCGCAUUUACCAGGGAGAGCUAAAGAAGGGUGACACCAUCUAUAACACAAGGACAAGAAAGAAAGUACGGUUGCAACGGCUGACUCGCAUGCAUGCCGACAUGAUGGAGGAUGUUGAGGAAGUAUAUGCUGGAGACAUCUGUGCAUUGUUUGGCAUUGACUGUGCUAGUGGAGACACGUUCACAAACAAAGCCAACAGUGACCUUUCCAUGGAGUCAAUUCAUGUUCCUGAUCCUGUCAUUUCAAUAGCAAUGAAGCCUUCUAACAAGAACGAUCUGGAAAAGUUUUCAAAAGGUAUUGGCAGGUUUACAAGAGAAGAUCCCACAUUUAAAGUACACUUUGACACUGAGAACAAAGAGACAAUUGUAUCUGGAAUGGGAGAAUUACACCUGGAAAUCUAUGCUCAGAGGAUGGAAAGAGAAUAUGGCUGUCCUUGUAUCACAGGAAAGCCAAAAGUUGCCUUUCGAGAGACCAUUACUGCCCCUGUCCCGUUUGAGUUUACACAUAAAAAACAAUCAGGUGGUGCAGGCCAGUAUGGAAAAGUAAUAGGUGUCCUGGAGCCUCUGGACCCAGAGGACUACACUAAAUUGGAAUUUUCAGAUGAAACAUUCGGAUCAAAUAUUCCAAAGCAGUUUGUGCCUGCUGUAGAAAAGGGGUUUUUAGAUGCCUGCGAGAAGGGCCCUCUUUCUGGUCACAAGCUCUCUGGGCUCCGGUUUGUCCUGCAAGAUGGAGCACACCACAUGGUUGAUUCUAAUGAGAUCUCUUUCAUCCGAGCAGGAGAAGGUGCUCUUAAACAAGCCUUGGCAAAUGCAACAUUAUGUAUUCUUGAACCUAUUAUGGCUGUGGAAAUUGUAGGUCCAAAUGAAUUUCAGGGACAAGUAAUUGCAGGAAUUAACCGACGCCAUGGGGUAAUCACUGGGCAAGACGGAGUUGAGGACUAUUUUACACUGUAUGCAGAUGUCCCUCUAAAUGAUAUGUUUGGUUAUUCCACUGAACUUCGGUCAUGCACAGAGGGAAAGGGAGAAUACACAAUGGAGUACUGCAGGUAUCAGCCAUGUUUACCAUCCACACAAGAAGACAUCAUUAAUAAGUAUUUGGAAGCUACAGGUCAACUUCCUGUUAAAAAAGGAAAAGCCAAGAACUAACUUGCUUACUGUGAGUUGACUGACUUUAACUGAAUUUGUGUGGUCUUGAUACUUUGAUGGAUUCCAGUGGAAUAAAUUCAGGCUGCUGAAACAAGAAAUUCUGAGCCCAGGAAGCGGGCUCUUCUUUCUUCAAAAGAAGCCCUUCUUAUUCAUAUUCAGGAGCUUCUGUUAUAUUCAAAGGUAAUUCUAUGUCUAUCUCAAUUCUAUUGAUUGGUUUUAUAGUUUAUUGAAAAUCCUCAAAUAAAAUAUAAUUAUUACUGAAAUAUGUUUAAUAUUUAUUUAAGGGGAGAAGAGACUAAUUUCGGUUAUACUUUUAAGCUUAGAAUGUAUGUUCAUUUCCUUUUCAAAUUUUGUAUCAUAGGAGUUUACAACACAGAAAAGCUGAAAAAAUGCAAAGAACCACCACAUACUUUCCAUCUACCCUCCUUUGUUAACAGGUUGUUUAUCAUAUAAUGAUUUGUUUUGUCAUAUUUGCUUUCACUAUUAUCUGUUUAAGUCUCAUACCUCUGUAUUUUUAGUUUGCUGAAGACUUGAAAGUGAAUCGCAUACACCAUGACACUUCUUGGAGUGUCAUUAAUGGGCAGGCUUUUCUGUUGACGAGUGGGUUCCAUAUGAUCUUCAUAGAGAGAGUUUUUCAGAUUCUUCAUUGGGAUAUUAAAAUAUUAGCCAAAUUUCUCUCUGUUUUAUAUAUGUCUGAUUAUUUCAGUUUGUGGUUUCUGCAAAUUUGUAACUGCCUCUGUUUUAGGAGUGUAAGUAUUACUUCCUUGUGGUCUAUUGUGAAGUGAAAAGUAGACCCUUGCAUAUACUAUUCUUGUUUGUGCUCAUCUUAAUGUUUUUGUACACUUAAAUCAAAUGUAAGUUGGUUUCAUCAACCUAAUGAAUACUAGUUAAAUUUGAAUUCCUUGGAAUUUAUCAUAUAUUGUAUUCACUGAGAUUGCGAAGGAACAAAUGUUAAUCUUUUGUUUCCAGAAAAAGCUAGGCUUUCCCAAGCAGUUCUAUUACCCGGUUCAGAAUUGCUUCAUCCAAAAAUCAUCUGAUGGUGUAGAUGGAUCCUAGUCCUUUCCAUUACCUGAUGAUAGAAAUAAAAUAAUUGAUUUUAAA
Messenger RNA from Mandrillus leucophaeus (drill), 3469 nucleotides. It is a transcript of the gene GFM1, whose product is annotated as G elongation factor, mitochondrial 1. Gene Ontology annotation, biological process: mitochondrial translational elongation. Gene Ontology annotation, molecular function: GTPase activity; GTP binding; translation elongation factor activity. Lineage: Eukaryota; Metazoa; Chordata; Mammalia; Primates; Cercopithecidae. Gene Ontology annotation, cellular component: mitochondrion. The transcript has 19 exons. The coding region runs from base 281 to 2368 and encodes 695 amino acids. The record is from RefSeq and is a predicted model, not a curated record.